This is a messenger RNA of Prorocentrum cordatum, 876 nucleotides long. Lineage: Eukaryota; Dinophyceae; Prorocentrales; Prorocentraceae. The record is from the annotation of a GenBank genome assembly.
GGCGCGGAGGGCGGCGCGGCCGAGGGCGCCGAGGGCGAGGCGGCGGCGCGCGCGGCGGCGAAGGGCGGCUCCCAAGAGCACCUCGGGGACGCGGAGCCCGGAGGAGUCUCGCCCGAGAGCUUUCGACGCCAGUCGCUGCGGGGCACGGUGGAGCUCACCGAGCUUGCCCUGCGCGACCGCGGGCUGAACAUGCCCGUCCAGCAAAGGAGUUACAAGGCAUCGUCGAGGUUUCACUGGGGCUGUGCGGAUGCCAUGGACUGCUGGGCGUUCGACCCGGUGCAUCGCUGCGCUCGCAGGGUCAUUCAGAGCCCGAUAUUCGACUACUGCAUUGGCGCCGUCAUAGUUUUUAACUGCGUGACGAUAGGGCUCGAGAUCGACAGGCACGUCAAGGAGGGUGCCCAGACCUCUUUUGAGUUACAGGUGCUCGAGCAUUGCUUUCUAACGGUGUACGUGUUGGAGCUUUUGAUACGCACUGUGGGCGAUUGGGAGGAGUGCCUCCAUAGUAUGUGGUUUCGGCUGGACUUCAUACUAGUCGUCGUUGGCGUGCUGUCGACAUGGGUGCUGGAGCCGCUGCUAAGGGUAAGCAUUGCGGCCGAUGUGCUGGACAAGGUCUUGGUGAUCAGAAUCGUGCGCCUGAUCCGCCUGGUGCGCACCCUCCGCUUCCUGAAGUUUAUGCAGCCGCUCUGGAAGCUGGUGAGCGGCCUUCUGGGGUCAAAUCGCACGGUGACAUCCGCUGGGGUGUUGCUCUUCGGAGCCAUUUACGUGUUCGCGUGCGCCGGGGUGGCCCUGCUGGGGCAGGACGAGGACUGGACCUGCUCUCUGACCCUGUGGCCGGGCCCAUCGUGGAAGAUCGCUUCAAGUCGAUCCCGGUGCUGA